Molecule: messenger RNA, 2511 nt
Organism: Anopheles cruzii
Lineage: Eukaryota; Metazoa; Arthropoda; Insecta; Diptera; Culicidae
Product: proline-, glutamic acid- and leucine-rich protein 1-like
Exons: 2
Coding region: 1-2508 (835 amino acids)
Biological process (GO): rRNA processing
Cellular component (GO): nucleus
Source: RefSeq, a predicted model, not a curated record
AUGGAAGGUGUGGGUCAACUGUUGAGCUCGGUGGUGCAAUCCCCGGAUGGCCAUUUGCUGUCAUCAUUUCUCUCCAGCCUGGAGGAACAUCAAACUUUUUGGACCGAUCCUCAGAAUGAUUUGGAAGCAGUUUUCUCCAACAUCAGCUCACUGCUCGCCAAUGCAAACUCACGCGACAAAGCACUUAGAGCCCUUUGCGAUCUGCUUCCUAACUGCCCGAAUGACAUCGUGGAAGGAAAGGCACAGCACUACAUCAACAUGUGCGUAAAGGUUUACACCCAAGGAGGAUCCACACAGUCGGUUUCUUUAAGUUUCUUGGUGUUACAAAAGCUUCUGCUCAAAUCGCUGCAUUCUUCGGACAUUCGCAAACUGUUUGUGAGCAAUUUAGUGACAAUGCUGGAGCCUAUUGGUUCUACUCUCAAAAAGCCCGUCGUACCAUCGGUGCUGGCCUUCCUUGCGCUAGCAAUGCAACACUACGCCGGUGUUUGUGGAUCAUUGAAAUCCCGCAUAGAGCAGUUUCUUUACUCACUGGUUGAUACGACCGAUCGGGAAACGGCGGUCAGUGUAGCGGAGUGUUUGCUAUUACUGCAGCAGAUUCGCGGUGGAGGACAGCAUGGAACACUGCACAAAAAAACCUGGGAAGAGUACUACCGAAAGUUGAUUGAUACGGUUCACGAUUUGCUUAACAAAAUAUUUGCCCACACGCCAGAAACCUUCGACGAGGAAACGGAACUGGAGUGCUUCAAGUUUCGGCCGCUAUCAUCACAGGACGAUCCACUGGGCGCAGCUCAGCUGAUCGUUACGCGUACUAACAACUUGAUUCUCUUUCUCCAGCAAGCUAUCAUCGGUGCGUACCCCGUGCCGAAACCAAUCGCCCCGUUCAAGGCACUAAAUCUGAUUCUGCGUGGUCUGUCCGUUACUUGUGGGGCGAUGAAUCAAAACCCCAUCGUCGAAAACAUUGCUUACGGUACAUAUCUUCCGGUAAUCCAGCGAGGAUUGUUGGCAGUGUUCGAUGGGCUAGUGUUAACGCUUGGCAGCCAUAUGUUUAUGUAUGCUGACCUCGUAUGUACGGCUUUUGUAAAAUGUCUCCGUGCUACACAACAUCCUGCAGGCAGGUUGCAUGGCCGAAAGAAGAAUUUUAUACUACUGCGAACCCAGUUAUACCGAAGCAUUGGGUUGUGGUGCGAAACUCUGGGUUACGGAAGUUGCAUAGAAACGGUAAAUGAACCCAUUUUGGAGCAGAUCAUACGGGAUAUAACACCGUACGAAGCAGAAGUGAUGCUCAAAAUCGACGCCGGUAGCCAGAAACGCCUUUCUUCGAAGGCCAAAAGAAAAUUGCAAAAGGAACAGAAUGCGGCGACUGCGUUAAAUCAGGCAUACGCAAGCGGAGGAACAUCUGCGGAAAGCAAGGAACAAUUGGUAGACGCUGGUAAUGAAGCCCUCUGUCAGGGAGCAUUAGUUUGCUUGACCAAUAUUUUACAAUCUGCGGGAUGCUUCAUUAAACCCGUCACCCAUAAAUUGCUACAGGAGAAAAUAGUUCCUUUGUGCUUUUCACUCAUAACCAACCAAGGUCAUCGAUCGAUGGGACUGUACAGAGAACACGAGACACGUAUCGCUUUGCUCCGCACCUUCGCAGCUCUCAUCGUCAAUCCUCACCAUCAUUGUCCUCCGCCGUUGCAGUAUGCUGGAGAGAUAUUUAAGGCUUUUCAAACACAUGACCCGAGUGCGACAGUGCGUUCCUGUGCCAACGAGCUAGCGCGCACGAUGGAACUUAUAAUGCAUCCAUGGAAGGAAACGUUAUAUUUUCCUGCCGAUCAAGCAGCUAUAAAGGAUGCACUAGCCAAUAAGGAGAAACACCCACUGGCGUCCAAGGUGCAAAUGGUCCAGGAACCCUCGAUAGGCCAGCGAGAAGUUAUUGCCACCUGCACGGAGUCAACCAAGAAAAGACCAUUGCCAUCGAAGCAAUCGCCUACCAAGUCGAAUGAUAUCGUAGACGACAGCGAAGGUGAAAUAAACGAAUCGCUUGCAGUAACGGAAACAAGCGAUAUCGAGGGGUCUGAUGUUGACGAAAACGGGAUACAUGAAGAGCCCCAGGGUUGGGUGGAAGAAGUAAGCAUCGUAUCAAAUGAUCAACCCGAAAAGAAUACCGCGGAAGAAGCGCCUGCAGUGCUGAAUGAAAACGAAGGUGUGAUUCACACCACCACUGAUGACGAAAAAAUGUUAGAAUCUUCCGUCGUAACCAUCGAAGACAGCGAUGAGGACCUUAUACCGUUGCAAGAUUCAGACGAUGAUGAUGUGGCCGAAACUCCGCUGAACAGUGGACCGGCAGAAGAGCACUGUGAAAUUAUCGUUGAAACUCCGGUGCGUCAAGACGAGGUAGAAAUCGAAACGGAUCCUAGCUCUCCAAAGAGGGCAAAGCAUUCAGAAACUGAGGAUGGCAAUGAUUCAUCUAAAAGCAUUGACGCUAUUGUCGCUGAAAUGGUAGCCGAAUUCGUUGACGAACCGUAACAA